CUCCCCAAUCACACGUUCUUGCAACAACACACAAAAAAACCAGCCAAAAAAUAAAAAUUCAACCAAAUGAACCUCGUGCGGAGGCUUAGAGUAGGCCAGCUGGGAUCAUGGGCAGCUAGCUUUCGGCCAUACUCCGGCAAGGACAAGGACAAAGGCAAGUCCAAGCCUGAUCCUAAGACCCCGCCUAAGACCCCGCCCAAGGCAGAGCCCAAGAAGGAUCUUACAAAGGCUAAGGAUAAGUCUCAGGAAAAAGAUAAGGGCAAGGGCAGUAACAAGGGUGCGGACAAGGGCAAGAGCGAUUCUAUCGAGGCUAAUGGUUUCCCCAAGGACACCACCAAGAUAACCUUGAUCAAGGGCGAGGGUGCGGGUCCUGAGCUCAUGAGUGCCGUCCAGGAGGUGUUUAAAGCCGCCAAGGCCCCCGUCGAGUGGGAUGUCCACGACGAGUACCAGGUUUCCCCAGACAACGAGGAUGUGGCGCCGGCGAUCCUCGAGAGUCUGCGCAAGAACCGAGUGGGCCUCAAGGGACCGGUGGACAGUCGGCACUGGCAGCGUCACAUCCGCAAUCAGUUCAAACAGUACGCCUACGUUUCGGCCUGCAAAAAUAUCCAGGGCCUGGAAACACCCUACGGCGAGUUCGACGUCAUGAUCAUUCGGGACCAGUCGGAGGGCGACUACUCGGGUGUCGAGCACAGCGUCGUGCCCGGAGUGUGGCAGACUAUUAAGGUCGGCACCACCGACGGAGCCCGGAGACUGGCUAACUUUGUGUUCCUCUAUGCAACGAUGAACAAUCGCAAGAAGAUCACGGUGGCCCACAAAGCCAACAUCAUGAAGAUGACGGACGGCAACUUCCUGGAGGCCAUGCAGCGACUAGCGGACACUUACAAGAAGAAGAUCAAGUUCGAGGAUCGCUACCUGGACACUGUCUGCCUGAAUAUGUUAAUGAAACCGGAUCAGACCGAUGUGCUCACCUCCUCCAGUAUGUAUGGCGACGUGAUGCGAGUCAUUGCCGGCAGCAUGAUGGGAGCGCCGGGCAUCUGUCCCGGUUUCUCCGUGAGCGCAUUGGGCACCGUCUUUGAUUGCCGAAUGAAAUCGGAUCUGGCCAAUCCCACGGGUCCCCUGCUCGCUGCCGUCCUGAUGCUGCGUCACAUAAAGCAGGAGAAGCAUGCAGAUCGCAUUGAGUGCGCCAUAAGAGGCGUUUACCGGGACACGGACAUUCGCACAGAGGAUUUGGGCGGUACGGCCACAUGUUCCGAGUUCGCUGAGGCCGUCUGUGAACGGUUGGAAGGGAAUUAAUUAUAUUUUUGAGGACUAUCUACCUUUUUGGGAAAAUAAUUUCAAAAUUUAAGUUUUAACAUAUAAUUUUCGACAUAAGAAAAAUCAAAUUUAAGAUUAUAGCUAUGGAAACUGUUUAAUAUUGUAUGAUUUUACUUAAAAUUUUAUUAAAAUUAUAUAAGCGCCCCCA
This is a messenger RNA of Drosophila kikkawai, 1462 nucleotides long. Its product is annotated as isocitrate dehydrogenase [NAD] subunit alpha, mitochondrial. NCBI's taxonomy places the organism in Eukaryota, Metazoa, Arthropoda, Insecta, Diptera, Drosophilidae. The record is from RefSeq and is a predicted model, not a curated record. Gene Ontology annotation, molecular function: isocitrate dehydrogenase (NAD+) activity. Gene Ontology annotation, cellular component: mitochondrion. Gene Ontology annotation, biological process: isocitrate metabolic process; tricarboxylic acid cycle.